This is a messenger RNA of Oncorhynchus masou masou (cherry salmon), 4053 nucleotides long. RefSeq names its product pleckstrin homology domain-containing family A member 1-like. The record is from RefSeq and is a predicted model, not a curated record. The transcript is spliced from 15 exons. Lineage: Eukaryota; Metazoa; Chordata; Actinopteri; Salmoniformes; Salmonidae. The coding region runs from base 181 to 1455 and encodes 424 amino acids.
CCCAGCACAGGACGAGGGAAUUGGCUAGGCUGAGUCAAGCACUCCUGCGUGAAGACAACUUGUGCAUGUGGUUCUGAAUGCAACACCACCACUGGCAUUUGUAUUUUCUGCUCUCCUCCAUCUAACCCCUUCUCCUCCUCUCUCCUGGCCCCUGGGUCAGGGAAUGUGCCAGCCCCGGAGAUGCCUUACGUGGAUCGGCAGAACCGGAUCUGUGGCUUCCUGGACAUUGAGGAAAACGAGAGCAGUGGGAAGUUCCUGCGCCGCUACUUCAUCCUGGACACCCAGCCGGGCAGCCUGGUGUGGUACAUGGAUAACCCUCAGAACCUGCCCAUUGGUGCGGACUGUGUUGGCUCACUCAAACUCACAUACAUUUCCAAGGUCAGCGACGCCACUAAGCAAAGACCAAAGGCGGAGUUUUGCUUUGUCAUCAAUGCUGGCAUGAGGAAAUUCUUCCUCCAGGCCAAUGAUCAGCAGGACCUGGUGGAAUGGGUGAAUGCUCUCAACAAGGCCACCAAAAUCACUGUGCCAAAGUCAUGUAAUGCCCAACAGAAUGUGGAGAACCAGAAAGCUCUUUUGGACAUCCUGGGACCCAAGAAGCAGGUCUCCUACAGGACUGACAUCAUUGGGGGAGUUCCCAUCAUCACCCAGACGCAGCAGGAAGGGGGAGAGGGCCAGGAGGGUUCGGAGCGUGAGUUGCUGCGGAGGUCGUACAGCCAGCUGCCAUACUUCCUGGGCAGGCCGACCCAGGACCGGGCGGUCAUCAAGUCUGGAUACUGUGUGAAGCAGGGAGCUGUGAUGAGAAAUUGGAAAAGGAGAUAUUUCUUACUGGAGGAUAACACCAUGAGUUACUUCAAAUCAGAUCUGGAGAAGGAGCCUCUGAGAAUGAUUCCAUUGAAGGAGGUCCACAAAGUUCAGGAGUGCAAACAGAGUGACAUCAUGAUGAGGGAUAAUCUCUUUGAGGUCGUCACCACUUCUAGGACUUUUUACAUCCAGGCUGACAGUCCAGAGGAGAUGCACAGCUGGAUCAAGGCUGUCUCUGGUGCCAUCGUAGCCCAGCGGGGACCUGGGAGAUCUGCAGCCACAAUGCGGCAGGCCAGACGGCUGUCAAACCCCUGUAUACAGAGGUAUACGGCCCGAAUCGGGGAGUGCAGCACUCUCCUGCAGCUGUGUACCUGUCUUAGAUGUCUCACAUCCUGCCUGUCUCUAGUUCUACCUCCUGUCCGCUGCCUCAGGAGCACUGUGGCCGUUCCUCCCCUUCCACAUUCUACCGCAGCCAACCGGGGCCCCCCGUCCCUCGUUCGCCCAUAUCUGCAGUGCCACCCUACCCAGGGUGCCCUUCUGUCGCGGGCAGUGCACGCUCGGAGCCUUGCGUGGGACAGCGAGCACUUCAUGAGCCUCCUGCCGCGACCCAACCACGCCCGACUGUCCCUGCAGGAGACACGCCUGUCCAAGUGACCGCCGACACUGCCCUCGAGUCGCCAUGGAGACGACGCAGCAGCUUUGAGCCCUACCCACCUGAACCCCCCCUUGACCUGGACGCUGACGACUUGCCGGUCAGUGAAGUCUGACCCAUGAUCUGCCCCCACACUACCCCAUAACCUGGCAGAGGGGGUGGGCUGCAGAGGAGAGGCUGCAUGACAACGGGGGAAAUGAGAAGAAUGCUUUUGAAUAUCUGAUAGUAGCUGAACAGUGGGCCACUUGUCUCAUUUCCACCAAACUGAACAGAAGUCAUCUGGAUGGAAAUGACAGAAAGCAGGCACUGAAUUCCAAGCCAAAGUUGGUCUGUAUAAUGUGUCUGACUUCCAACCAUCUCAACCCCCUGUUCGUGAAGCUGUUAAUCUACCCCAGCUAGUCAACCCCAGUCACAUUAGAGUUGGAGGUCACUCGGACAAAGAGGCAGGGGGGGUUCUGUUCUCUCGUUUUAAUUGUUAGGCAUCUACUCAGUGGUUAAGGCAUGUGGACACUCACAUGUAGUCCUGGAAUCCGCUGUCUCUGUGUGGGCUGGGAGGGUGAGAUUCACACUGAACUCUACACCAAAGAUUCUGCGCUAUUUGCCAUUGUCUCCCACCUGCUUGCUCUGUUCUUAUUUAUUUAAUAGGGUUAAUUCAGUUUAGAAAACGUUAUGUUGAUUUAAAAUAUACACACUGAGUGUACGAAACAUGAGGAACACCUUCCUGAUAUUGAGUUGCAUCCCCUUUUGCCCUCAAAACAGCCUCAAUUUGUCAGUGCAUGGAGUCGAAGGUGUCGAAAGUGUUCCACAGGGAUUCUAGCCCAUGUUUACUCCAAUGCUUCCCACAGUUGUUUAGUUGGCUGGAUGUCCUUUGGGUGAUGGACCAUUCUUGAUACACAUGAGCAACCCAACAGAGUUGUAGUUCUUACCCACUCAAACUGGUGCACCUGGCACCAACCAUACCCUAUUCAAAGGCACUUCAAUCUUUUGUCUUGCCCAAUCUCCCUCUGAAUGGCACACAUACACAACCCAUGUCUCAAUUGUCUCAAGGCUUAAAAAUCCCUUCAUCUACACUGACUGAAGUGGAUAUAACAUGUGACAUUAAUAAGGGAUCAUAGCUUUUACCUGGAUUCACCUGGUCAGUCUGUCAUGGAAAGAGCAGGUGUUCCUAUUGUUUUGUGCACUCAGUGUAUACCUGCAGCUCAUGACUACGUGGACUCACACAGAUUAAUUCAGACAUGUGUGAGGCUAAUAUGUUAUACCACUCUGUGCCAAGCAAGCUAGUAAGUGGAUAUUUUUAAAGGUCCAAUGCAACAUUUAUCUCAAUAUCAAAGAAUUUCUGGGUAACAAUUAGGUGCAUUACUGUUAAAUUGACAAAAAUAGCUUCUUAGCAAAGGGCUAUUUCUCAAUCAAGAUUUUUGCUUGGUCUUUCUGGGAGUGGUCUGAGUGAGGGGCAUAAUUGGAAGACCCUAAUGGGAGGGAUAUCUAACCAGAAAACAAUCUGUUACUGGCAGAAGUUUGAAACUCCUUUUUGUUUGUAGUUUAUUCAUUUAUACCAUCACCAGGCAAGCCAAUCUCAUCCCACCAACUUGCAUUAUCUUCACAAUUUCAAAGUAUUAUUCCAACCUCAUAGUGUGGAAAUAUAUACAAAACACAGAAAAAUCAUGUUUUUGACUGCACUGCGCCUUUAAGACAGCAAGCUAUAUUCUCUAAUGACUGAAUAGUUGUCAAGUAACAUAGAACUAAUCAUACCUGUUCAGUUCAUGCAUUCACUGUUGUUUUUGUUGAACUAAUGUUGUCUUUAGUUAUUUACUUUAAUUUAUGGUGUAUGACCAAAUUAUUCUAACAUACAUGUUCUUUAUCUGACUUUAAAACCUACAACAAUCCCAUUCUCCCCACACCAUAGUAUUACAGUUAGAAAGUUGUUGGUAAACACUGUGGACUGGUACGAGACGACUGUGCAGUUCUAAACCAAGCCAUGUACAUUUGCCUAAUCCUGCUGGGUACUGUAAUGGGGUUUGGAUUUGUACCAAUAGGACUUCGGUGAGAGAGUGAGUUGUGCAACAGAGCGGGGUGGCUUCAUUAAGGGGCCAAAGUGAAAAGCAGUUACUUCUAGGGUAGGGAUGGUCAUUGUCUUGCAGAGAUGUUUAAAUUAAUACUCCUACUGGCCACCAACAUGCUUGACCCCUGACCUCUUCAUACCUGUAUACUGAACAGUGGCUUUAACCAUUUUUUUUUUUAGUUAUGACAAAAUUGACACUGACUGCUUUGUUCUGCGUGUGUGAAAACAUGGUUUUCUUUGGUGACAGUUUGUUGGGAUUGUUUUAUUUUAUGUUGUGAUAUGUGUUUAGAUGUAUAUUUCCGUUUGGACUUCCCUGUGCCUGUAUUGCAAGGUAGUGAAGGUCAACCCAACCAUGCUACUCAAUGGUCUUAUUUCAAUAGAUCUCAUUAGUGGUUCUGCAAAACCAUAUAGCUGCUCAAGUGCCUGCAUAAAUUCUAUUAAAAAACAAAGCUGUUCUAAUCCAUUUUGUCUUGUGUACUAGAUUUUAAUUAUCACUAUUUAUUAUGUGGAUGACUUGAAAGAAAUAAACACUUAGAAAAUG